ACUGGCAGUGAAUAUCAGACGCGCAGUUAGAGACAUAUUAUGUGAAGUUAGCUCACUGUCAACAUCGAUUGCUGUUCAAAAUGAUGCAGUUUUCGGAAGAAGGCGAAGCGCUGAAGGAUAAAAGUCGGUGUGCCAAUAUUCGCGCGGAUCUAAAGAUCUGUUUGCUGGAAAGUGAUUGCUGUAAAAUUCACAAACGUAGCCCCAGAGAGUGCCUGCUUUUGCAAGAUGGAACUGUACCUCAACAAUGUUACGCCUUGCGCAAUACCUUCUUCGAAUGUAAACAUUCUCUAAUCGACGGCAGACGGCGAUUUAGAGGUCCGAAAGGAUAUUAGUUCAAUAAUGUGACUAAAAUUGUGUUAUUAUGUAUAUAUAUAUAUAUAUGUAUAUUCUUGAAAAGUGUAUUUUUUGUAUUAGAUAUUUCAUAACGAAAUAUCUCUGUGAAUACGAUCCGCAGAAAGAUGUGCGUAAUUGUAAGGAAGGAAAGAUACAUGCUGUAAGCAGUUUUUAAUAUUAGAAGUGAUUUAUUAUUAUUCAUCA
Messenger RNA from Pseudomyrmex gracilis, 537 nucleotides. RefSeq names its product cytochrome c oxidase assembly factor 5. Gene Ontology annotation, biological process: mitochondrial respiratory chain complex IV assembly. The coding region runs from base 81 to 332 and encodes 83 amino acids. The transcript is spliced from 3 exons. The record is from RefSeq and is a predicted model, not a curated record. Lineage: Eukaryota; Metazoa; Arthropoda; Insecta; Hymenoptera; Formicidae. Gene Ontology annotation, cellular component: mitochondrion.